Molecule: messenger RNA, 3403 nt
Organism: Oncorhynchus mykiss (rainbow trout)
Lineage: Eukaryota; Metazoa; Chordata; Actinopteri; Salmoniformes; Salmonidae
Product: lysine-specific demethylase RAD23A
Biological process (GO): nucleotide-excision repair; proteasome-mediated ubiquitin-dependent protein catabolic process
Cellular component (GO): nucleoplasm; cytosol
Molecular function (GO): polyubiquitin modification-dependent protein binding; ubiquitin binding; proteasome binding
Source: RefSeq, a predicted model, not a curated record
GCGCUCGAUGCUGCAAGUUGGGCAGCAAACCGUUACACUGCACCUACUUCUGAGUUUGGUGUCAUCAAAGAUGGCGAUUUGCUGAGUGCUCAUGGACACAUCUCAUGGUCAUGGAUAAAUAUUAUCUUGCUUGAACUUGUGGUUAUAUUUGGGGUUUAAUGUAAUUUCUGUUUUACUUUUGAAUAUUUUAAAACACAGCUGCAAUUGAAGCGCAAAGGGGAAACCGCGUUAGCUACCGCAACAAUGCAAAUCACGUUAAAAACACUGCAACAGCAGACCAUUCAAAUUGACAUAGACCCAGAUCAAACGGUGAAGGCACUGAAGGAGAAGAUAGAAGCAGAGAGGGGAAAAGAUAACUUCCCAGUGUCUGGACAGAAGCUCAUAUAUGCUGGCAAAAUCCUGCAAGAUGACACACCUAUUAAAGACUACAAAAUUGACGAGAAGAAUUUUGUUGUAGUUAUGGUAUCUAAGGCAAAGUCUGCCACAGCUGCUUCAACACCUUCCUCAGAGGCACCCAAGGCCCCUGUCCAGGACUCUGGGUCCUCGUCGUCUGCGGGCCCGGCCCCUGCAGCCAUCCCUAUCCCCCCAGAGGAGCCCACACCUACAGUCGCAGAGCCCCCAGCUCCAGCCAGCUCAGACCUCAGUGUGGAGGUUCAGGGGGGAGAUGCCUCCUCUGCCUUGGUGACAGGAGCGGAGUAUGAGACCAUGCUGACAGAGAUCAUGUCUAUGGGCUAUGAGAGGGAGAGAGUGGUAGCUGCUCUCCGGGCCAGCUUCAACAACCCCCAUCGGGCCGUGGAGUACCUCCUCACUGGCAUUCCUAGCAGUCCGGUCCAAGAGACUAAUCCCCCAGCACAGCUUCCUGCAUCUGCCCGCACAGGCACAGAGACCCCUACUGUAGCUGAGGGAGAAAACCCUCUGGAGUUCCUGCGUUCCCAGCCUCAGUUCCAGAGCAUGAGGCAGGUGAUCCAGCAGAACCCCUCACUGCUGCCAGCUCUGCUCCAACAGCUGGGCCGGGAGAACCCACAGCUCCUACAGCAAAUCAGCCAGUACCAGGAGCUGUUCAUCCAGAUGCUGAAUGAGCCGGCGGGGGAGGUAGGAGACGUGCCUGAGGUGGGGGACCUGGGUGCUGCAGUGGAGGAGGGAGCUCCAGUCAACUACAUUCAGGUCACACCUCAGGAGAAAGAAGCCAUCGAGAGGUUAAAAGCGUUGGGUUUCCCCGAGGCGCUGGUGAUCCAGGCCUACUUUGCCUGUGAAAAGAACGAGAACCUAGCGGCCAACUUCCUCCUGAACCAGGGCUUUGAGGAUGAAUGAGAGGCGCUGGCCUGCCCUCCUCUCCAGCCCAGCACAAGGACUGCACCCCACUGUAGAGCAACGAUCUUCAGGUCAUUUCAGAGGGGGAGGGAGAGUUAUUAGUUUGGGGGGGGGGGGGGUCUUACAAGCUACACAAAGUAUAUGUUGAUCUAAGGGUGAAAGAGGAAUAAUGAGAUCCACUUGAAUUCCAAUGGAAUGUGUGGGAUUUGUUUAGGGCAGAUAGAUGUAUAUUGAGAUUUUAGAAGAGCUUUGGGAAUGGGAAGGAGGGGGCUGAAGGCUUUGCGGAGUGUGUGUACAUGUCUGUGUGUGUGUGUGUGUGUGUGUGUGUGUGUGUGUGUGUGUACAGGUGGAUGCCAUUCAAUUAAGGUGCAAAGUCAUUGAUAUGCAUAUCUAAGCUUGUUAAUGCUGUAGCUGGUUGUAAUGGAAGCACAUUCUCCUUGAUGCACUUCUACAAUGUUGGUGUAUUGAGGCAAGAGGGGAAAGAGAAACUAAACUGACGGUCAUGAAGAGUCCGCUUGUGGUCUGUUCACUUGAUUGCACCAGUCCCUCACAUUUCCUUUGCCAUUCAAAAACCAACCACAUAGCAAAACACAUUUCUCAUCCCAUGAUAUUGUCAUAUAGGCAAGUACAUUUCACCAGUGGCCAGGCUAUGUUAUAUAUGGGGUCCCCUCACUACACCUCAAAGCUAGCGCUUUUAGUUUUCACUCAGAUAUCCAUGAUCUCUCUGGGUGUGGAAAUGCUCAACAUCCUGAGUAAAUCGAGUGGUAUAGAACAACCAAAAUGACAAAUGGAUGUGUGUAUGCUCACAGGUACAGGUACAUUACUGUGUGGAUAUGUGUCUGAAAAUUAAGUUUUGCUGAAAGGUGCACAGUCCUCUCUAGUGUUACGUCUCUGAUGAGCUGACCAACUCUGACCUUACCUUUACAUAUAAUCCUCUGAAGGGGGGGAAGAGAGAGAUGGCAGGGACCAGUCCUGGGAUGCUGAAGUUACUCAAUUACCUCUUUCCCAAGGCUGAGGAGUAGACACACCACCUUUCUCAUAGGAUCUGAUUAAUAGUACACACGAAGGGCAGCUCAAAUACAACGGGACCAGCUGGUCUUGAGACACUAAGGGCUGGAUUCAGCCCGUAUCGUGUAAAAAUGUAAGAGUAAUUCCCUGUUGAGCCGACAUAUGCAGCAUUUACCAUGAAUGCAGUCUCGGCGACUGUGGGAACAUUGCCUUUAAAUUGUCAAUAGCGCUAUAAAGCGGAUAUUCAGCACUACGGAUUGAAUAGAGCCCAAAAUGUCCAGUAAGAACAAGGGUCCACAUGAAGGUUGUCCGUAUAAAGUCUUUAUUAAACCAGGACCCAGUCAUAGCCAAUCAUUGUCAUCAUCCACAGCCUGAAUGAGCCUAUUCAGACUAUUCAACAGUCUUUAGUGAUGAGGUGAAUCUGAAGUUUAAACCGGCUAUCGCCUAGCUUUAACCACCUGUUUCCAACUGAGAUAGUAAAACAUGAGGCUUGGUUGACACAUGCCUUAUUACACUAAGGAUUCUCAGUGUUUUGAGAUGUUGCUAUUGUGAGUUUUCUGAGGGAACGGAGGGUACCAAGAAAUGUGUGGUUUUAUCAAUACUCACUUUUAUCAAGGUAUGUUUUCUCUUUAACUUAACAUGGCAGGAGUUUAAUGGGUCUAUGAAGAGACAAGCUUUUAUGAGUUUGGAUUGAACAGAUGCAUUCAAAUGUAUUGACUCCCUUGCACAGAAUUUCCUGUUUUCUCUUUUCAAAACUGGUUGAAUGGCUAUUUUUUACCCUGCAGGCACCUUCAACAUGCCACAAGUAGGAUCAAUUACACUCAAACCAAAUUCAUUGUGCAUUUAGUUCAGGCCAUUUUUGACUUAAGUGAAACAUUUCAGUUUUGAUUUAUUUAUUGGACCUUUGAAACAAAUACACAUGUGAACAAAGUUUUCAAUCUCAACUUAUUUUAAAGGAAUAGUGAUCAUGACAAUAUGUUUGACUGCAUCUGUUUUUGUGAACAUGGCUUUUACUGACACUGGCAUUUUACAGCAUCAACAUGAUCCGCUUCAAUGCUCAGCUUCAUUAAACAUCAAUAUAUCA